UAGGUGGCCUGAGAGCAGAAAUUUUAUCAAUAAAAUGUUUCAAAAAUUUUUCACAAACAGUCGGCGAUGAGUCAAUAGGGGUGUUAUCACAUGGAUUGACAAGAGAGUUGAAAAUAUUAAAAAGAACUUGGGGCUUGCAACAAUUUGUGGAGACAAGAUUCGAGAAAUAUCCCAUUUUAGCUGUCCAAACAGCACUCUGAUAGGCACACAGACUAUCAUGGAGGGCUUGUUUAGAGACAUGGAGCUUGUCUUUCUUCCACUUUCUCUCGGCGCACCGGCAUGCACGUCUGAGAGUGCGUGGAGUCAUUUAGCCACGGUUCAGAAAGUGUCUUGGUGCGUUUUAGUCUAAAAGGGUCAACAUUGUCCAAGAUAGUCGUGCAGGUAGCAUUAAAAAGGGUUAAAAGCUCAUCAGCGCAGGGAGUGACACUGUCAUUCAGCAUGUUAAACAUCAGCCCAGAUGUUUCAGAAUGAUAUAAGGCUGAGAACUGCGAUGCAGUCUGGCGGCUGAUUGUGCGCAGAUGGCACGGGGCAGUACAGGUAUUAACAUGUGGGCAUGGGAUGGAUACAGUGAAUAGCACAGGCAGAUGGUCAGAGAUACAGGCUGUCUCACAUAUUUCGUUGCUACACACAGAUAUGCUACGCGAUAACACCAGAUCUAGAGUAUGACCUUUCUCGUGAGUCGGGCCUUUGACAGACUGAACGAGGUUAAAAGCUACAAGGAGAUUUAAAAAAUCAUUGGAUAGAGGGUUCUUGAUUCACAACAAACAUGGAUAUUGAAAUCAACACAAAUUAAAAGAUUGUCAUAAUUUACAGAGACUCCUGACAGAAAUUCUGCAAAGUCACUAAUAAACUCCUUGUUGAAUUUGGGAGGGCGGUAAAUGACCACAAACAAAACGGGGGAGGAUAGGUGUAACUCAAACAACUGCAGUUCAAAGCUGGAGAAUGUAUCUGAAGGAGGCUGACGACACUUAAAACUGGAUUUAAACACGGAGGCAAGACCUCCACCUCUACCAGAGCUCCGACGGGAGCUAAAGAACAGACAGUCAGGGGGAAGAAGCUCAGAGAAUGGAGUGCCAUCACCAUCCUUGAGCCAAGUCUCUGUCAAGAGCAUAAAAUCCAGGUUCCGUGUGGUGAAAAAGUAAUUCAAUGUAAAUGUUUUGUUUGCCAGUGACCUAAUAUUUAAUAAGGCAAUAUCUAAAGUGGACUCUACGUCAGCUGAUGGCGCUGCAUGUUUGAGAGGCCGUAGCAAAUUAUGUGAAAGGCCACCUCUAUGGUUGCUCAGUUUGGGGCGACUAGUGCUUUUAGUUUCUUUGCAGCCUAAAGUGGGUAAUUGCGGAAAAGACCGAUAGAGGGAGCUAGAGGGAGGAAUUGAUGGCGCUUGACUAUUGUCAGUGUACAGCAGAGCAUGGGGAGGUCCGCAGGUGAUGGCAAUCAUAGACAUAAUAAAGGGUAGACCCCGCUGGGGGUGCUGCGCAGCGAGAAAUGCGGCCGCCAUCUUGGUCAGGUCAAGCCUCCCAUGCGCUCCGGUCAAUCAUAUUCAUUCAUUCAUUCAUUCAGCGAUGCCGGAGCACUGUGCGGCGUAUUCCUGUGCCAACAGGCGGACAGCAGAGAACAGGGCUCAAGGAAUAGCUUUUCACAGUUAUGAUUAAACGUUUUUUCAACAUUACACUUGACUGUAGAGUCAUUUGUAGGCCAAAGAGGAAGACUAUCGGUCAACUCCAAAAAGGAAACAGCAUUUGCGAACAGCUAGCUUAUUCACAAUAAUAGCAACUUUGCUCUGUUAUCAACAGAUUUGCACUAGAUUGAAAAACUUUUGUUUGAGAGAGGUUCUAAGAAACGUUAAGAAAUAAAAUAGAAAGAAGAAGGAAGAAAGUGAGGUCUGUUUUAUUAUCUGUUUUAUUAAAGAUUUCUUUGUGGUGAUCUCCUGUUUCAUUUUGAAGAUUUCCUAAGGACAAAAACUUGAGGAGAUUGCUGUUAGAGGGAGAAAUUCGCAGCAAGUGAUUCCUCUGUGCUGUGUAGCCAACAAGCAAAUUGAUAUGUAGCUUAGAUGCUGUCCUGUCAUGCUGUUCUUGUGUUUAAAUUGUUUUGAUAUGUAGGCUAUAUAUUUGUGUAUAUUUCUUUGUGUGUAUUUUCCAGUUAUUAAAAUAGUGCUUCUAUAUGACAUUAUUUGUGUGUGUCUACAAAUGGAUAAAUAAAAUUAAACUAAAUAAAAUAUAAUCAAAUCAAUAUAUAUUGAAUUGGCCUAUUAAAACCGCCAGUUAUUAAUAAUUAUUGAGACAUAGCAGGAACCUAGCUCUAAACCUAGAUAUAUCCUUGAUUAAUUGUUAUACUAUAAUACUGCUGUGGUAUCUGGAGUACUACAUCAAUAUGCAUUGCCUUAAGGUAUUUUUCAGGAAUAGCCUGAGGACCAAUUGUGGAAUGUGGGUUUGUGUUUUCCUGGGUUUAUCAUUAGUGACACCUGGGGCACUUCACAGGUCACAGGGCACAGGUCAUAAAACACCACUAUAGGUUAACCAAACACCAAAUGGUAAGGAAAGAUAUCUUGGGGACAAAGAAGGAAUGUAGGAGGGCUUACAUCCCUAACUGUAUAUAACAGGGUCACAAACUCUGGUUGGGGAGAGCUGGACAUCAUUGGCAGUCCUCUCCCAGCAACUGCAGUGCUGUAUUGAUACUGGUUUUGUCUUUAUAAUAAACUCCUCUUAUACAAGCAAGCCAGUGUCACGAAGCCUCCUUCUGCAUCUACACAUCGAGGACAGCCCAGACACAACAAAUUGGCGUCACGAACAGGAUCAGCUACGGCCUCCAGAGGAUCACGGCAGCUUCAACGCAUCUAUUCCUGCACCACAUUGGCGCCAGGUGAGUGUUUGACUCACAUAAAGUGCUGCUGGUUUAGUUGUUGGAGCUGUUGUGUUCAGCUGUUAGGCUGUACUGUGUAAAAGUACUUGUGUGGAAAUGCUGUGAUGUGCUGUUGAAGAGAGGCUUCAUCUAAAUUUGGGUAGAAUAGAAAAGAAAAGAAGUUGUAGAGAAGAGGUUAAAAUAGACGAAAAAGAGAUGCCAAAAAUAGAAUAGCAGAGACUAGUAAUGGGAGUGUGCUAAAUAACCUUGCAAGAUUAACGAAGAGGGGCCCUUACCUCCUAACGGUAAGACAAUGUGUAAAUUAGUGACUAAUGUGAACGUCUAGCUCCAAAAGGAUAGUCGAAUUCGGGGCGGGGAAAGAAAAAGUGAGGAGUAAAACCCGGAGCCCAGGGUAAUUGGCAAAUAAAUGAUAAAAAGAGAUAAAGGGUGAAAAGAGAAACAGGCUGAGAUAGCCUAGGCUGAGAUGGCCGAAAAAGAGAAACAGGCUGAGAUAGCCUAGGCUGAGAUGGCCGAAAAAGAGAAACAGGCUGAGAUAGCCUAGGCUGAGAUGGCCGAAAAAGAGAAACAGGCUGAGAUAGCCUAGGCUGAGAUGGCCGAAAAAGACAAACAGGCUGAGAUAGCCAGGGCUGAGAUGGCCGAAAAAGAGAAAAAGGCUGAGAUGGCCUAGGCUGAGAUGGCCGAAAAAGAGAAAAAGUUAACUUAAUGUUAGGGACGUCGUGAUUGGGCAUACAAACCGGUAAGGACAGUUUAAAGAAAAAAAAAUAAGUUAACUUAAUGUUAGGGAAGUCGUGAUUGGGCAUACAAACCGGUAAGGACAGUUUAAAGAAGAAAAAAAGGCCUAUAAACUAUAGUAAGGAAACAUUGAGCUCUGUGAGGAGAGGUGUGUUGGAAUUUCCGUGUGUGAGAGAAGCUUCUGGUGUGUGUGUGAGGAGUGUGUGUAUGGGUGCUGCUGUGAGUGUGAGUGCAAAAGAGUCUGUGUGCAGUGAGUGGCAUGUGCACAAAGUUGGGGAAGUGUCUAGCAUAAAUAUAAGUGAUUAACUCAUGAUAAAGUGAUAAAUGAUGUCUUAUUAAAUAUAUAAUGAUAUGAUAUAAGAAAUUAACAUAUAAGGGAAGAGAUACUGUUGUCUUUGUAGUGUUAAAAAACAUAUGAGCCCUGGUUUCCUUUGUACAGGGACAUAAAUAGAACAAGUAACUGCUAUGAGCCUCUCAGGAUAAAGAGGACGUUAGUACACCUAAUAAUAAGAAAUGAGCCCCUUAUUAGAUGAGGAGGACUUUGGAUGGUGAUAACAUCCUUAACUAAUAUUGCAAUUAAAGAAGUGUAAAAACCAGCAAGCACAUUUGUGUUCAUACAGAUACAGGAAAAAAACAGAGUAAAAGAUAGGAGCGAUUUGCUAACUGAUGGGUGUGGUUUUCCGCUGUGUGUGUGUGUGUGAAUAUUUAAAGUGAAGGGUCACUUGCUGAUGAUUAUGUUUAGAGGGAAGUCCUAGUUAAAAAUUAGGAGAAUCCAGGGAGCUUUUCCUCCCCCUUUCUUUCUCUUCUUACAGGCCUGAGAACAGAAAGAAAGCUAAAAAAUCCAGUUUAACUAUUUUAGAUGUGUGAAAAUUUUAAAUGGUAUACCAUGGUAAAGGGGAAUGAUGUAUAAUAAAUUUAGGUAGUCUGAUAGUAGAAGAAAUCUUUAAAUAAUGGUAGUAAACAUUUUAAAUUGUAUUGAAUGAAGUGAUUGUGAUAUACUAAACAUUUGAUUUGUGCUUGUCCCUUUCUCUGAUGCAUGAGAGGGGAGAGAAGAAUGAAAGGCAUCUGACGUUGGAGCACCCAUAAAACAGAUAAGGAGAUAAUUGGCUGUGCUGCAACAAGAGGGGGCUUGCGGAUGAGAGGCUCACCAGGACCUGCUCCCAUUUGACAGGCCAGUACAGUUUUAUCUACAAACUCUUCUCCGAUGCAUCUGCUGCUACUUAGUUGUACAUACACACAUUUAUAGUGGGAACACAGGUAGUUGGGUGUAUACAUUUGGUAAUGAUAGACAAUAAGAGCAGUAGUUUUGUUGGUAAAAAGGAAGGCUUGGCAACAGACUGACCAGUUUAAAGGGCUAAUUAAGUACUGUAGUAUUGUUGAAUUAAAAGAGCAUUUCCAAGAGGUCUAAAAUUUUGCUACAGCGUGUGGAUGUGAUUUGUCAUUGCUGCUUGAUAAAAUCACACAAAUUGAUCUUUUUUGGGGGUUGAUAAGUUUUAAGUCUCUGGGGCUGGCAGAUUUCUUUGGCUUGUCUUGGUUUAAGGUAAAUUAGCUAAACGGCGCUGUGAAUAACGUGUUUGGUCAUCUGUUAGUGCUUUUGGUUCCUGUGAAGACAUUUAAAGGCAGUAGCACAAUGCCAAAGAUGGACGUUAAAGGUGUGAAAUGUAUCACUCCAGUUGAUGUAGUAAUAAAGAGUAAUCCACUUGUUAUGGGUAUUGAAAAACUGUCUAAGAAAUGGAGUAAGAGGUGGCCUGACAUUGACCAGCCUUGGCGAGUGGAAGGUACCCUUAAUCCUGAAGUGGUUACAACAAUGCACGUGCUAGUGUCCACCUAUAAGGCAGAGCAAAAGAAAGGAAAGAAGGGAAAGAAACGGCAAGAAAAGAGACAGAGGGAGCUUAACAUUUUGCACUUGUUUGAGCAGGAGGGGCAGAAAAUGCUAAAAGCCGAUAAGGAGAGAAAAGACAGGAUUGUAGAAGAAAUAAACAAAAAUGUUAAAUCAACAGAAAAAUUGAUGGCAGAAGUGAAUAAACCUUUCUCACACACAACCCCAGUGAAGAGCCCCCCACCGUAUGAGAAAGAGAUAAGAUACACUGAUGUCUAUCCUCAGCUCCCCGUGAUUAAACAGGAGGGCGUGUAUCACAUCAAAGAUGAGGAGGAGCAGAUGAUAGAGACAGGAACAGCUAAAACAACUAUAAAAAUGUACCCAAGCAGUAAGAGUAAAAAGAAAACAGGCCAUCCAGCAGCUAGGGGUGAACAAAAAUAUAGAAAAAUAGAAAUGGGAGAGGAUAGUCAGAGUGAUUCAGAAGAGGCUAUUGGAGGCUACGACCCAGCAGUCAGAAACAUAUUAGCCAGAGCAGAGAAAAGAGGAGGAAAAUCGCUGAGGAAAAAAGAGCCAGUAAAAGACACCUCAGAGGAGAGUGAAGAUAAUGAUAGGGAUGAAGAAUCAGACAGUGAAGAGUCUUCAUAUUCCCUUUGGUCAACACCAAGGACUGAAGCUGAGGAGAGGCACAAGGCUUUGAGAAGGAUUGAGAAACGCAUCGAUAAAUGCUAUGGCAACCUAAGUAGUGCUACCAGUCCUGAAAAACAUAGAGAAGUGAGGGAAGAAUUAGAAGAGCUACAAAUAAUAAAGAAUGACCUGAAGAAAAAAGGAAGUGAAAAGCCAUCCACUUCAGGGUAUUCCUUACGCCCAAGAAAAGGGGAUAAGCCAUCUGGGAAAAUGUGUCCAGUCAUUGUUCGGGGACAGAAUUUGGAGUACAAGCCUCUGCAAAAUACAGACAUGUCAGACAUUCUUGAAAAGUUACCUACUCUUCAGGAAGGAGCUCACCCUUGGAUUUCCAAGUUAGAGGAAAUUAUGGUGGGAUGGCAGCCUGCUAUGGGAGACAUCAAGAGACUCCUAGCCAGCAUUUUAGGGGUCCCAGCUAUGGAAGAGAUCUUGCAGAGAGCAGGGCUUAACCGGUAUGCAGGGACUGCGGUAAAUGACCCAGAACUGUUUGCUGCAUGUAGAGCUCGGAUGUGGAGAUCAUUGAAAGAUGUAUUUCCAACAAAUGUACAUCCAGAUAACAUUAUAAUUGAACCACUAGGACCACAAGAGAAUCCAAGAGCCUAUGUAUCAAAGGCUCAUCAAAUUUGGAGAAAUAUUACAGGAAACGAUCCAGACAUGCACCAAAUGGAGCAAUCUAUUCUGCGAGCCAAAAUACAAAAAGGGUUGCCCCAGCCAGUGAGAAAUAAAUUAGAAGAGGUGGUUGGUCUUGGUAGUAUGACAAAAGGGAUAUACACAGACCAUAUAGCACAUCAAGUGGAGUUGUACAGGAAGAAAGAGAACAAGCAAAGAGAGCAUGAUCAAGAGAUCCUGAGACAACUUAACCAUAUACAUUUGGGAGAUAGCAAAAACAAGAAGAAGAAACAAGCUGUGGUUAUGCAGAGUCAAUCUCAAUCAGAGCAGGCAAAAAUGCAACUGCAACAGGAACAUAUGCAGGACCGACCACCCCAGCUGAUGCCAGUAGCUCCUUUAGGUUCAUAUGCACAACCAGCCUUCAGUCAGUGGCAGACAUGGAGUGGAAGCGGUGAAGACAGAAACUUCAACCCAAACUUCCAGGCAUUUUCAGAAGCAUGUCAUAGGUGUGGACAACUAGGACAUUAUGCACUUGACUGUUAUUGAGUAGAAGAAAGCUCUAUCAGAGGGUGAGUGAAGGGAGAAAGUAAGAAAGUUUUUGGUAAGUAAGUAAAAGAUGGUUCUUGUCAAGGACAUUGAUUAUUUGUGGAAAAGAACGAUUCAGGAGGCAAGGGUUAGCAAUGAUGCAAGGGGGGAAGUUACAAGAAACAUCAUAAAGGAAUAGGUUUUUGGACACCACAAAUUUUUGAUUAUGUCAUAAGUAGAUGUACAAUGUGUCUAAAAAGUAAUGUUCGAAGGUGUAACAGUUGAAGCUUGUCUAACCAAGCGAAAAGAUGCUCAGUAUGUUGCCAAGUUUUUGUGUAGGGAGGUCAUAAGCAGAUGGGGACUUUCAGAGUAAAUAUUCGAAGAUAAUGGAGAAGAGUGUGUGGAUAAAACAGUGAAAUCGAUUUGAAAAACUAAGAAUUGAACAAUGUUUAAGAGCUCUGUACCAUCCGCAAAGCCAAGGUAUCUGUGAAAAAAAAAAAAUGAAUGGGGUGAUGAGAAACCCUUUGGGUAAGAUUGGCCGGCACACAGAUUUACAUUUUGAUGAUGUAAAGGGGAGGUAUUACUUAGGGGGAAAUAGGAUAAACAUGUCAAACAAACAAAAAUGUAUGUUUUUGGCAAGAUACUGCUUAAUUUUUUCAUUCUCAGGACAGCAGUUGGGAAAACCAGCGAAAGAAAGGUGGUUCUCCAGAGAUCUAAACAGCCUUAAUGGACCCACACCUCCCAACAAGACAACCAAACAUGGACAAUGUAAACACAACUGAAACCUGACAGAGGAUGUGAACAAGGACAUUGCAUUGGAUACAUAAACGGAGGAAACACCCAUGGACAAGAACACUACACAAGCAGCCAAGGAUGUUAAGGAACAAAAAUGAUUAUUCAUUUUAAUCAUAGAGUUUGUUAAUGUAUAAUCUGGGAUUGAAUGUCAAUUUAUCUCUCUGUGUUGUAUUUUAAUGUUCAGGCAAAUACCAAACAGCAUAGGAAGAAUGGAAAGUAUGAAAGGGGGGUUAGUGAUGCAUAGCCUAAGUUGUAAAGUGAAUGUAUUGGGAUCUCAGGUGUUUUCUUUGUUUUCUCGUUGUAGGAUCAGUAAUGUUAGGCAGGGAUAGAUCCACCGGAAGGUCCGAUGGGAAGACCAGCUUGACUGUGGAUUUUUUUAAUUUUAUUUCUGAGAUUCCCAAGAAUAUUUGAGCCAAACAUUAUUUCCACAUAAAGUCUAACCCUUAACUUUCAAUUGGAUUGGAGUACAAUAGGUGGUCGCCUAGGGCAGAGGGACCGUGAGUGACUUUUUCCUGUCUAGAUUGUCUGAUGGAUACUAAUGAAACGAUAGCUGCCUGACAGGUUUUCGCUCUCACACUCCAAAUUUUAAUAGUAAAUACAAAUUGUAACAUUUCUUUGCCUUUUUCGAGACUCUAUGGAGUCUCGAAGGGGGGAAAUAUGUGGUAUCUGGAGUACUACAUCAAUAUGCAUUGCCUUAAGGUAUUUUUCAGGAAUAGCCUGAGGACCAAUUGUGGAAUGUGGGUUUGUGUUUUCCUGGGUUUAUCAUUAGUGACACCUGGGGCACUUCACAGGUCACAGGGCACAGGUCAUAAAACACCACUAUAGGUUAACCAAACACCAAAUGGUAAGGAAAGAUAUCUUGGGGACAAAGAAGGAAUGUAGGAGGGCUUACAUCCCUAACUGUAUAUAACAGGGUCACAAACUCUGGUUGGGGAGAGCUGGACAUCAUUGGCAGUCCUCUCCCAGCAACUGCAGUGCUGUAUUGAUACUGGUUUUGUCUUUAUAAUAAACUCCUCUUAUACAAGCAAGCCAGUGUCACGAAGCCUCCUUCUGCAUCUACACAUCGAGGACAGCCCA
Messenger RNA from Xyrichtys novacula (pearly razorfish), 9094 nucleotides. The record is from the annotation of a GenBank genome assembly. NCBI's taxonomy places the organism in Eukaryota, Metazoa, Chordata, Actinopteri, Labriformes, Labridae.